CGCGCAUAAAUUUGGAUCCUAUAUAUACCAGGCAGACUCUAGGCAUCUCAUCACACAUCCAAUAGAUACAUACCCCAAGCAACUUUACUGCUCAGUCACAAGUCACAAUCUUCAACGGAUCGAAAUGGCUCACCAUCUCCACAAGAGCGAGCCUGCGGCGGAGGCAGAGCCGUCCAAGGUGAAGGUCGCCGCCAGCAAAGGCAAGGAGGAGAAGCACCACAAGCACAUGGAGCAGCUCGCCCAGCUCGGCGCCGUCGCCGCCGGAGCCUACGCACUGCACGAGAAGCAUCAGGCGAAGAAGGAGCCGGAGCAGGCCAAGGAGCACAAGGUCAGGGGAGGGGUUGCUGCCGCUCUGGCCGUCGGCAGCGCCGGUCUCGCCCUGCACGAGCGCCACCAGAGGAAGAGCAAAGCCGCCACGGAAACCGCCGGUGACCACUGAUCUGUUCCAGCUCAGCUAGGAACUUGGAGUGUCAUCGUGCAAUACUCCCUCUCGUCUUCACAGCUAUCUGUUGCUCUACACACGUUUAUGUUCUACUUGAAUUUGGAUGUAUUACCUCCUUUACAUUCUUGCUUUGGGGCCACGUACAUAGACACUCGAGCUAGGUUUACCCAUGUGCUUGUACCUGAAUUUCAUUCAUCCUACUCCCAUAAUAUUUACAUUUUUUUUGCC
Hordeum vulgare subsp. vulgare (domesticated barley) is the source of this 670-nucleotide messenger RNA. RefSeq names its product abscisic stress-ripening protein 1-like. Bases 125 to 439 code for a protein of 104 amino acids. NCBI's taxonomy places the organism in Eukaryota, Viridiplantae, Streptophyta, Magnoliopsida, Poales, Poaceae. The record is from RefSeq and is a predicted model, not a curated record. The transcript is spliced from 2 exons.